AUGACGGAUUCCUGGCGUCCGAUACUGCAGCAACUGACCAACGAGUUGGAGCGGCAGACUCAACGGCUGAGGGAAUUGGAAGCGCAGCGCCUGGUGGAUCUCUCGGUCUCCCUGAAUGGCCGCCGUUCGAUGGCCUCCAUGGCAUCCAUGCCGGACUCGCCCACGAAUCGGCGGACCAUCACAGCAUCCACGGAGGUGCCACUGGAGGCCGAGGAGGCCACGGCGCAGCCUGCGGAGGUCUGGGCGGAGAAAACACAGGAGGCCAUGGACCAUGAGAAAUCCGAGGAGGACGAGAAGCAGGAUUGGAAGGCGCGAAUUCGCAGCCGAGCCUCGACCUUUGACUUCUCCUCCCUUCGUUUGAUUCGUGCCACAAGGACCACCCGCAGCCGACCAGGUGAGUCGGCGAUAAAGAAAAAACCGAAAUAUGUCAUCAACCCGCAGAGCAAUCGUUAUGCCUACUGGCAAUUGCUCACCACUGUGGCCCUGGGAUUUGUCGUGAUUGUAGUGCCGUACCAGGUUGGUUUGCUGGAACUCCAGUGGGAUGUGUUGAUGGCCGUCAGCUGCGUGGUGGAUCUGGUCUUUGUCACAGACAUGGUCAUCCAAUUCUUCACCAUGUACCCCUAUACCACGGCGCGUGGGAUUCAAUGGGAGGACAGCCUCAGCAAAAUUGCGAAGCACUACAUGCGCACCUGGUUCCCCGUCGACUUGCUGACCAUCAUCCCAUUUGACAUUAUCGAGCUCUCUAGCGGUGUGGGUCAGGUGGGUGCCUUCAAAGGAACCAAGGCCAUUCGCGCCCUGAGACUCUUGAAGUUGAUGAGAGUGCUGAAGAAUUUGAGAUGGCUACACAAGCUUGAGAUUGCGGUGUCUAUCCCAUAUCAGCAAUUCGCGUUGGUUCGCUUCCUCUUCGUCCUGUUGAUCGUGUGCCAUUGGCUCUCGUGCGUCUGGGCCAUGACUCUCCAGCUCUCGGAUCCCCAGUCGGAGCCGAAGAUCCCCACCUGGAUUGAUGAUGUGGAAAAUUCCGAUGCCACCCUUGGGAUUGACACCCGAAGUGAGCCCUUUCGGAUGUACCUCACAGCCUUCUACUUCUGCAGCUAUACGAUGACCUCCGUAGGCUAUGGCGACAUUUUCCCCCGCAACAUCAUCGAGCGGGUGGUGUGCACCAUGAUCAUUCUGACGGCUGGACUCUGCUGGGCCUAUGUCCUGGGUGAGGUGUGCGCCAUCGUCAGCGACAUGAACGAAGAAACGCAGGCCUUCCGCAAGAAGAUGACGGACCUGAAUACCAUGAUGUGGGAGCAGGGUCUGCCAUACGAGCUCCGCUGCCGGCUGCGCAGCUUCUUCCUGCAGAACCGGCACCAAGCGAUGCACGUCACGCGGCAACGCCUGCGGGAGUCCAUGAGUCCGCAGCUGCAGUCCGAGGUGUGUAUUGCCCUGAACUUGGCGUGGUUGAGAAGAGUGACCUUUUUCACCCAAUUCAUGGAGCUCAUCGAGGAAACCGAGGCCAAAGGCAUGGACGUGGACGCCUUUCGGAUGUGCAUCGCGGAUGUGAGUCGCGAGCUGGACUGUGGGGCCUUCGCCCAGGGGGAACGCUUUGAGAACGUUCAUGUGCUCUACAUUUUGUCCAAGGGUUUGGUGGCCUUGAACUCGCGGGUCAUCAGCGGUGGAGCCGUGUGGGGGGAGGAUUUUGUGCUGUCGGAUGUCAAUUUGAUCCACCCGGUGAGGGGCUUCGCUCUGACCUACUUGGAAGUCUUGUGCUUAACCCGCGCCAACUUCAUGAAGGUCAUCGAGAGAAGGCGGAUCCGUUGUCCCCAGCUGGGGCAGAUUGUGCGGAAGUUCACGGUUCGCUUGGCCGCGCGUAGAGGAAUUCUCCAGCACGCACAGCAUGCGAAGAAGCUGAUGGCCGCGCGGGAAGCCGCCAGGGCCAUGGGAAACGUGACCCCCUCGAACUCGACGACUUUGUCGCCGGUGCUCAGUCCGACCAACCACUCACCACCGCCUCCCCGGGUACCUUCGCAGAG
Messenger RNA from Cladocopium goreaui, 2015 nucleotides. NCBI's taxonomy places the organism in Eukaryota, Dinophyceae, Suessiales, Symbiodiniaceae. The record is from the annotation of a GenBank genome assembly.